AUGAGUCAUCGUGUUUUCGUUUUCGAGCCGUGAUUGUCAUUCGGUACUCUGUCGCACGCUGUUUUCUUUGAAGUAUUUAUAACCUAUUCACAGCGAGUUGCCAGUCGCAUGAUCCAAGAGGGGGUUGGGUUUUUACCCAGGGAUCUUUUUUCUACCAGGAAGUCUUGUUUUGAGCGGGUACGUCACAAAGUUUAUGGUAGGAUCGAUAUAUCUAAACCCAGCGCUGUCUUUUAGGCCGGAAACCAGAUUGUUUUGUCUCCCUAGUCUGGAAUUUGACCUGGACUGUGGGAUAACCCGUGGGGUAGGAGGAAAUUUGAGCCCCCCGAGUCACUGGAAAAAGCGAUAAGGAAACAGGUCUAAGAUGAAUGUUGGAGACUCAGAGUUGAAGCGUCGAUUUCAAAAGAUGGACGAACAGAUCGGUAAAGGAUCCUUUGGACGUGUUUACAAAGGUCUGGAUACGAACACUCAGCAAGUGGUGGCCAUUAAAAUCAUAGAUCUGGAGGAGGCAGAGGACGAGAUCGACGACAUACAACAGGAGAUGCGGAUACUGGCACAGUGUGACUCCCCAUUUGUCACAAAAUAUUUUGGGUCCUUUGUACAGGGCUUUAAGCUUUGGAUCGUAAUGGAGUACCUUGGGGGCGGGUCUGCUCAGGAUAUCAUUAAAAUGGCGCCAUUUUCCGAAAGAGACAUUGCAGUUGUAAUGAGGGAACUUUUGAAAGGAUUAGAUUACCUCCACAACGAACGAAAAGUACAUCGCGAUAUCAAAGCUGCCAACAUCCUCCUGUCGCACAAAGGUGACGUCAAGCUAGCGGAUUUCGGGGUAGCAGGGCAGUUGUCCACAAUAGGGAAGGCGGAAACCUUUGUGGGUACUCCAUAUUGGAUGGCGCCGGAAAUCAUCAAAGGGCAAAAAUACGACACAAAGGCUGACAUAUGGAGCUUAGGAAUCACCGCUAUAGAGCUUGCCAAAGGAGAACCUCCUUAUGCCGAUCUUGACCCAAGAAAAGUGAUUUUUCAAAUUCCCAAAAAGGAUCCUCCUCAAUUGUCUGGAAAUUUCUCCCCGGCCUUAAAAGACUUCGUCAAAGACUGUCUAAAUAAGGAUCCGAAAGACAGACCGACAGCAAGGGAGCUGCUGAACUACACACUUAUAAAGCGGGCCCGGAAGACGAGUACUCUACAGGAUGUCGUUGAUCGAUACAGUGAAUGGCGAAAAAACCAAACUCCGUCAGACAACGAUUCGGACGACGACGACGAUUUAAGAAUUGCUGAUACAGAGUCAAUGGACUUCUGGAACAGCACGGUGAAAAAUCUUGAAGAAUUCGUACAAGACCACCCUAUUCACAAUUAUGACACAAUGCGGGAAGUGGAACAAUUUGAAACAAUAAGACAGCCAAAAGAGAGCUCUUGUCAAGAACGUGAUGAGCGCUCAGAGCAAGCUACUGGCGAGGACAGGCCUUCGGAAAAUGAUGAAGAAUAUAACUACUCGGUUGUACACAAAUCAAGAAAUGAUAUUGGAUCAAAACUGGACACAAAUGAUGAAAAAGUAGACAAGAACAAUAGUGCAUCCAGUGAUCUAAUUUCAGAAAAUUCGACAAAGUCUAUAGGACAUGUCGAAAGUGAACCUGACUAUGAAAACGUUGACGAUUAUCAGUACACAGAUCAGGACAUCAGUGACGGUCUUCGGGCUCAUAAUGGCGACAGUACGUCUGAAUUAAGUUCUCUCAACGUCACUGUGAUGCCGCUUCUCGCCAGGUUGAAGUUGUUAUAUAAAGAAGAUUGUGAGGAGAGGGGCCAAUCAACAGCAUCGACGCAAAUCGUUGAAGAAUUGUUAAAUGCUUUUCAGUUGGCUGAAACCUCAUGUCCAGGCUUGACAGACGAGUUUCUUGGUGGUAUUGUAGAAAUUCUUACCGCACCCACCCAAGGAGCAAUGGAAAUUAAACGUGCAUUAGAAAAGGUUAGAAGCCCGUCCUAAUAAAAUGGAAGUGGAUCUUUAAUGUGAAGAAUUAAGAAUACGAACUUCAAGAUGUGGGACAGAUUAUCUUGUUUUGUUUUAGCUCACCUGAGCUGAAAGCUCAAGUGAGCUAUUCUGAUCACAUUUUGUCUGUCGUCCGUCUGUCCGUAAACUUUUCACAUUUUCAACAUCUUCUCAAGAAUUACUUGUGAAAAAUAAGGGCCACAUCCUUUUUCAAGGGGAGAUAAUUAAAAAUUAAUGAAAAAUUUUGAGAAAUUUUCAAAAAUCUUUCAAGAACCGUGAAGCCAGGACAGCUGAAACUUGUGUGGAAGCAUCCUCAGGUAAUGUAGAUGCAAAGUUGUGAAAUUCAUGACCCCCGGGAGUAGAGUUGGGGCCACAAUGGGGGGGGGGGGGGGGGUCGAAGUUUUACAAAGGAAUAUAUAGAGUUAAUCUUUAAAAAUUUUCUUCUCAGAAACUAAUCAGCCAAGAAAGCUGAAACUUGUGUGGAAGCAUCCUCAGGUAGUGUAGAUUCAAUGUUGUGAAAAAUAUGACCCCCGCGGGUAGGGUGGGACCACAAUGGGGGGUCGAAUUUGACAUAGGGAUAUAUAGAGUAAAUCUUUAAAAAUCCUCUUCUCAGAAAUUAAUCAGCCUGAAAAGCUGAAACUUGUGUGGAAGCAUCCUCAGGUAGUGUAGAUUCAAAGUUGUGAAAAUCAUGAUCCCCAGGGGUAGGGUGGGGACACAAUGGGGGUCAAAGUUUUACCAAGGAAUAUAUAGAGUAAAUCUUUAAAACUCUUCUUCUCAGAAACUAAUCAGCCAGGAAAGCUGAAACUUGUGUGGAAUCAUCCUCAGGUAGUGUAGAUUCAAAGUUGUGAAAAUAAUGACCCCUGGGGGUAAGGUGGGGUCACAAUAGGGGGUCGAAGUUUUACAUAGGAAUAUAUAGAGUAAAUCUUUAAAAAUCUUCUUCCUAGAAACUAAUCAGCUAGGAAAGCUGAAACUUGUGUGGAAUCAUCCUCAGGUAGUGUAGAUUUAAAGUUGUGAAAAUCAUGUUCCCUGGGGGUAGAGUAUGGCACAAUGGAGGUUCGAAGUUUUACAUAGGAAUAUAUAGAAUAAAUAUUUAAAAUUCUUCAUAUCAGAAACUAAUUAGCCAGGAAAGCUGAAACUUGUGUGGAAGUAUCAUCAGGUAGUGUAGAUUCCUGUGGGUAGGGUGGGGCCACAUUAUUGGGUGUUAAAGUUUUACAUAGGAAUAUAUAGAGUAAAUCUUUAAAAAUCUUCUUCUCAGAAACUAAUCAGCCAGAUGAUUCUUUAUAAUUGUUAAGACUUUGGCUCCAGGACAAUUCUUCGGCUUCACAAGAAGGUUCAGAGUUUGAUGUAGCUUUAUAUCCCAUAUAUAAACAAAUGUUAAGGAUCUUUUUGAGAACUGCAAUACUCAACAUGUGAUAUGACUAUAAAAUCAUCCUGUUAGAAAAGGGACUAAUUAUGAUAAACAUUAGAAUAUUUAGGGGGGGGGAUGGAUUUUAUUUAUACAUGUAUUAUUGUACAUUGUCCAGAUUGUUUGUAUUAUGACUCCAUUAAGCUGAUUUUAUCAUACUUAUUAUUGCUCAGGUGAGCGAUGUGGCCCAUGGGCCUCUUGUUUGUUGUUAUUGUUCUCAUUAAUAAAAUUAAAAUAUUGAAAGAAA
Molecule: messenger RNA, 3624 nt
Organism: Magallana angulata
Lineage: Eukaryota; Metazoa; Mollusca; Bivalvia; Ostreida; Ostreidae
Product: serine/threonine-protein kinase 26-like
Exons: 10
Coding region: 362-1969 (535 amino acids)
Biological process (GO): protein phosphorylation
Molecular function (GO): ATP binding; protein kinase activity
Source: RefSeq, a predicted model, not a curated record